AUGAAGGGCGCCCAGGAAGCUUUCUCAGGCCAGGAUCCUGGCGACACCCCUGCCGAGCCGUCUCCUGCCACACUUCGGCACACCUGGUACUCAAUGGUCUCAGAUGCCGAGACAGAAAGCAUCUUCAUGGAGCCCAUUCACCUCUCCUCAGCCAUUGCAGCCAAACAGAUCAUCAACGAAGAACUCAAGCCACGAGGCGUCAGAGCAUCCUCCGAUUGCCCCGGCCUGCUGGAGUCUGCCGAGCAGCUGCUGGUGGAGGACCUGUACAACCGUGUCAAGGAAAAGAUGGAUGACACCAGCCUGUACAACACCCCCUGUGUCCUGGACCUGCAGCGGGCCCUGCUCCGGGACCGCCAGGAGGUCCCCAGGAAUGAGGUGGAUGAGGUCUGGCCUAAUGUCUUCAUAGCUGAGAAGAGCGUGGCUGUCAACAAAGGGCGGCUGAAGAGGCUGGGGAUCACGCAUGUCCUGAAUGCUGCUCACGGCACCGGCGUUUACACGGGGCUGGGGUUCUACACAGGCCUGGAGAUCCAGUACCUGGGUGUGGAGGUGGAUGACUUACCCGGGGUGGACAUCGCCCAGCACUUCCGAAAGGCUGCAGAGUUCCUGGAUGAAGCCCUGCUGACCUACAAGGGGAAAGUCCUGGUCAGUAGCGAAAUGGGCAUCAGCCGGUCGGCCGUGCUGGUGGUGGCCUAUUUGAUGAUCUUCCACAACAUGGCCAUCUUGGAGGCCUUGAUGACCGUGCGCAAGAAGCGGGCCAUCUACCCCAACGACGGCUUCCUGAAGCAGCUCCGAGAGCUCAACGAGACGCUGAUGGAGGAGAGAGAAGAGGACGAAGGCGCCGAGGAGGAUGGAGAUGAGGACCAGGGGAGCACGCUGGGGGCCAGAGUGCACGCCCUCACCGUGGAGGAGGAAGACGACGCUGCCAGCCACUUGAGUGGCUCUUCCUUGGGGCGGGCGAGCCAGGCCCCCAGGCGCGCCACCCUGAUAAAGGAUGAGGAGGGGGAGGAGGAGGGGGAAGAGGAGGAGAGGCUAUACGGGGACUGGAAGAAGGAGCAAGGCGCCCCCAGGGGUAAGGUCCCCCAGGCGAGAGAGGGCCUGCGCUCGGCCUCCUCUGGCCGGGGCGGGGAGGGGCCUGAGGAUGAGGACGUGGACAGCAUCAUCCGGGACUGGCAGAGCCGCAAUGAGCGGUACCAGGCGGCGCAGCACCACAGCUGGGCCCGGGGGGAGGAGGAGGAGGAGGAAGAGGAAGAGGCGAGCGAGGCUGGGUCCUCCGUGGGGCGGAGGCGGAGACUGAGGCGGAGGCACACGCUGAGCUCGAGCAGCUGGGCUGAGAGCGCGAGCAGCUGGGACGUCCGAGUCCUGCAGCAGCAGCUGGAGCGCGGCGGGAGCAGCGGGCGGCCGCGCUCCGCCUCGACGUCCACGGGGAGCACGUGGGACACGUGGAACGAGAGGCUGCUGGAGAUCGAGGAGGAGGCGGCCCGGGAGUUCCAGCGCCGGAGCUCCGGGGAGGCGGCGGGGCGCAGCGGGCGGGAGGAGGACGAGGAGAGCGUGGCCUCCGAGGCCAGCUCCUUCUCGAACUUCUGCAGCAGGAACAAGGACAAGCUCACGGCCCUCGAGCGCUGGAAGGUCAAGAGAAUCCAGUUUGGAUUCCACAAACGAGACGCGGACGCCGGAAGCCGCGACCUCGAGCCGGGGGCCGAGGCGGCCGAGGGCGAGAAGCAGCCCCAGGACGUGGACCUGACCGCCUACCAGGCCUGGAAGCUGAGGCACCAGAAGGAGCCGGGCGCUGCCAUCCAGGAGGAGGUGGUGGAGCUCGGCCACGGGGAGGACUCCGCCUUGGCCAAGAAGCGGCAGCGGCGGCUGGAGCUGCUGGAGCGGAGCCGGCGGACGCUGGAGGAGAGCCGGUCGGCGGGGAGCUGGGAGGCCGGCAGCUCGGCCGCCAGCGCGAGCAUCCCUCUGGCUGCGCUCCGGUCCGCAGCCUCCUGGGUCGGGGCCGAGGGGGACGCGGCGUCCGGACUCAGCCUCCCGACCACGAGCCUCCGCUCCCACCUGACUCAGGCGGGGAGCGACCGAGGGGGCUGCGCCUCCCCGCACCCCGCCACCCCGCUGCCUAACUUGCCAGUGGGGCCCGGGGACACCAUUUCCCUGGCCAGCAUCCAGCACUGGAUUGCCGACGUGGUCAGCGAGACCCUGGCCCAGAAGCAGAACGAGCUGCUGCUGUUGUCGCGCCCCCAGUCCGUGGCAGACCGCUGCUUCGGGGAUGACCGCGCCUCCGUGCUCAGCGGACCCAGCAGCUCCUCCCUGGGGGGCUGCCCGCGGCCCCCCAGCCAGCCGGGCCCCGGCUCCGGGGCGCAGUCGGUGCUGUCCAACGCCACGUGGAGCUCCAGGCCCGAGCGCCCGGCGGGUCAGGUGAAGGAGGCCAGUACGCCUGUCUACAGCCUCUUUGCCGACCAGGUGGACCUGAAGGAGCUUGGCCGGAAGGAAAAGGAGCUGCGAAUGGAACUCCGGGAGAAGAUGUCCGGGUACAGAAUGGAGAAACUGGCCGCCGACAACAAACGCAGCACUCUGUUCAAGAAGAAGAAGGUCAAGGAAGAAGACGAGGAGGAUGACGUGGGUGACCGCGAGGACGACGCGGACAGCGCCAUCGGGAGCUUCCGAUACUCGUCCCAAAGUAAUUCCCAAAAACCUGACACGGACACCUCCUCCUCCCUGGGUGUCUCGGGUUGCUAUAGAAGCCACAGCAGGGCUGACCGAGAAAUGGAUCGAAGCAUCAAUAAGUGGCUCAGUGGCCUCAAAACCGAGGAGAGAUCUCCGCCCCAAAGCGAGUGGUCUGGAAGCUCCAGAGGGAAGCACGCCAGGUCUUCCCUGCUCCAGGAGACAGAGACUAAACGCUCCAGCUACAAAUUUUCCAAGUCGCACUCGGGGGAACAGGACACCUCCUCCUACGACGAGGCCAACGGCAAGUCUGUCCGGAGCACUUGCCGAUUCUCUUCUUCCUGCACCCGGGAGGGCAGCGAGACGCACACGGUCUCCAGGUCUAAGUUCAGUGAGACCGCGAGCUCCCGAGAGGAAAGCCCGGAGCCCUACUUCUUCUGCCCGACGCCCGAGCCCUCGGAAGGGGACGAGUCCCCCGGGCCGCGCCGCCAACACUGGACCAGGCCCGGAGACUGGCAAGAUGUGGAAGAUUCAUCCAAAUCCGACUUCUCUGAAUUUGGAGCCAAGAGGAAGUUCACGCAGAGCUUCAUGAGGUCUGAAGAGGAUGGGGAGAGAGAGAGAAGGGAAAACAGAGAAGAAGGGAGGUUUGCAUCGGGGCGGAGGUCCCAGUAUCACAGAAGCGCUGACGGAGAAGAAGAGGAAGAGAUGGAUGACGAAGCCAUCAUUGCUGCUUGGCGGCGUCGGCAGGAAGAAACGCGGACUAAGCUGCAGAGAAGGAGGGAGGAUUAGGGUGCGCAAAGCAGAGCUGGGAGGGAAAGAGAAAGCAGGAAGGGUCCCGCAGUUUAGCCCAGAUCUCACCCACUCAUCGAGGUCAUUGGCAUCCUGUUUGAAUGUUGGGCUGUCUGGCCCCGUUUGCCUAUUGCACGAUGGCCCCUAAGAUGUGGGGCCUCACUUAACGUAUUCGGUAGUGUUCCUCAUAGACGAGAGAGGUGAGCUUGAAAGAUUGGCGUGGGCAAACUCCAGCUUACAUCCAAAAAAAGGACGCAGGCCGUGCUUCUGUUUGUGGAAUGUCCCGGUUUUGCCAUGACACCCGGCGCAUCUCCUGUGGCCAGUUCAACCUCCGCCGACAACGCUGCAUUCUGGUUGCUUCUUUGUAAUGCUUUGGAUCUCCAUUAAAUUCGUAUACUGUC
Messenger RNA from Echinops telfairi (small Madagascar hedgehog), 3845 nucleotides. RefSeq names its product serine/threonine/tyrosine interacting like 2 (gene STYXL2). Bases 1 to 3444 code for a protein of 1147 amino acids. The transcript has 5 exons. Gene Ontology annotation, biological process: negative regulation of MAPK cascade; protein dephosphorylation. Gene Ontology annotation, molecular function: MAP kinase phosphatase activity; protein tyrosine/serine/threonine phosphatase activity. The record is from RefSeq and is a predicted model, not a curated record. NCBI's taxonomy places the organism in Eukaryota, Metazoa, Chordata, Mammalia, Afrosoricida, Tenrecidae. Gene Ontology annotation, cellular component: cytoplasm.